AUGUCUGGCUACGGUAACAACAACGACGACUCCUACGGCGGUGACAACACGAGCUACGGCUCAAGUGGCAACCGUGGAAACGAUUCUUAUGGAUCCGGCGGAAAUGAUUCCUACGGUUCCGGCCGUGGAGAUUUCAGCUCCGGCCAAGGAGGCCUCGGCUCAUCUGGCGGCCUGAACCGUCGCGACGACGACGACAGCUUCGGAUCCGCCGGUGGCAACCGCCGCGGCGACACCUUUGGCUCCUCGGGUGGCGGCCUCGGUCGUGACGACAACUCGUCCUUUGGCUCUGGCGGCGCUGCUGGCUACGGCUCCUCGGGCGCUGGUAAUGACAGCUACGGCUCGUCCGGCCGGACCGGCGGCCGUGGAGGUGAUGACUCCUACGGCAGCUCUGGUCUCGGUGGUAGUGACAGCUACGGUUCUUCUGGCCGCACCGGUGGCAGAGGUGGUGACGACUCCUACGGUAGCUCUGGCCUUGGCGGCAGCGACAGCUAUGGCUCGUCUGGAAGAACCGGCGGCCGUGGUGAUGACGAUUCUUAUGGCAGCUCUGGUCUGGGCGGCAGCGACAGCUAUGGCUCGUCGGGAAGAACCGGUGGCCGUGGUGGCGAUGACAGCUACGGCAGCGGUGGUGGCUCUGGCCUCGGCUCAAGCGGUGGUUAUGGCGGUUCUGGUCGUGAUGAUUACGACAACAGCCGCUCCAGCGGCAAGGAUUCUACGGCAGGCAAGUUUAUGGAAAAGGCCGGCAACAUUCUCGGAAGCGACAACCUCGAGCAGAAGGGUCGCCAGAAGCGCGACCAAGCUCGUGACGACUACUAG
Pestalotiopsis fici W106-1 is the source of this 813-nucleotide messenger RNA. RefSeq lists its product as uncharacterized. Lineage: Eukaryota; Fungi; Ascomycota; Sordariomycetes; Amphisphaeriales; Sporocadaceae. The transcript is spliced from 4 exons. The coding region runs from base 1 to 813 and encodes 270 amino acids. The record is from RefSeq and is a predicted model, not a curated record.